ACGACAUGGCCGUUAGUAAUAGCAGGUAGCUGAUGGCUAACAGAAAGUAAAAAAAAAAAAAGCACACACACACACACACACACAGUCGGAAUCAGUGUAGGGGUAUACUGUGGUCCUGUGACAGAAAGGCGUUUCUCGCUGCCUGUGGCGCGGUGGGAACACGGCAGUGAUAAGGAGCGUUAACGCUGCGGGUUUGUAACAGCCUGGCUAACGACUGAGCAAUGCGUGCCUGUUCAAAUGUAAACAUCCGGCCGCUGGUUCGCGCAUGUUUGUGUCGUAUGAAGCAGCUUGUUUUAACAUCUCUACCGGCACCUGAUUAAUUCAUCAAUGUGUGUGUAAGCCUGAUGAAGAGCUUCCUGCAUUGCUGACAUUUUAUAAGCAGCGCCCUGUGUUUGACUUCUGCAGGGUUUCCAGACUUGGAGAUAAAACGCGGACCAGAAGCCUUCAACUGCACCACCAGGAUGAUGAACAUCUGACUGCAUUCGAAUGAAGUGAGCUGAGAUCUUCAUUAUGGGUUUGCUUCACUUUGUCUUCAGCGCCUUUGGAAAAUGCAUUGAUCUCAUCUGCCUGCUUUUGGACGUCAAUUACAUGGUAGUGAACUCCUUGGUCCGGUUAUUCGCAGCGCUCAUCCAUCUGAUCGGCACUCUCCCCACGCUGCUCACUAAUUCACUGUUGGAAUGUGUGGAUCUCUGUCUGUUCUGCGCAAUCACCAUGAUGGACGGAAUGACCGCCGUGACCCACAACGUGAUCGGAGGCUGGAUGCAGCUCCUUGGCGGAUUGCUUGAAAGCUGUAAGAUGAUGGGCUACCUUUCCACGCAUGUACUGCUGCGCACCAAAGAGCUUCUGCACCGGGGGCUGCUCUCCGGACAAGGCCUGCUGCGGCAGAUCUGUGAGGGCUGCGGCAUCGUGUUUAGCCUUUUGCUUUACUUCAUCAACACCAUCGUUAAUCUCCUUCUCAUUGGGACGCAGAACCUGUACGCCUUGCUGCUCGGCAUGGUCGAAGCUGUAGCCAGCCCUUUACAGAAAGCCCUCGAGUUGGCCUUGACUGUCCUUACGUUCUUCUACAGCACAUUGGUGGGCACCUCACUUCUGCUCUGGACACCGUGCAGACUUGCCGUGGAGUUUUUGAGCUCUCUAGGACAACUCUUGAUCAGCAUCUUUUUGCUGAACUCCUAUGGGCUCCUGUUAACCAUAGCCAUAAUCUUAAGUGCCGCUGUGUACCUGAAUCCUGCUUUAUGUCAGAGUGUAGUUCAGCGAAUAACUGACUAUGUUAACUUGGCGCCCGCUUUGCAACGGCUCCAGAGAACGCGACAGCGGUUGUACUUGCUGGAAAGACACUUGUGGCAGGGUAUAGCCUGGGUGCACAGUCGUCUUGGGCUUUGGAUGACGCUCGCAGGAAGGGGGACUAUCGCAACUGAAGAUGGGACAGUUCAGGAUGUCAACCCGCAACGGGAAGACCCUACCGAAAGAGAAGAAACUAGGGGUGAGAAUGCGGGAGACGAACCCCAGGCGCAACCGCCACCUCCACCGCCGCCACCACCACCUGCUCCUGAACUCCUAGAGCGGACACAUCCCAGUUGCAGCUCACGGAAACCUCUGCGGAAAAUGGCGUCAGAGGACAGCUGCAAAGCUCCUCCCACUGAGAACCUGCUCACGCUCCUUCAAGAGCAGGAGGAGAGAAAGAAGUGUGUCAUAUGCCAGGACAGCACCAAGACCGUUGUGCUUCUGCCAUGCCGCCACUUAUGCUUAUGCAGAGACUGCACCAACAUCUUGAUGCGCCAGCCCAUCUACCAGCACAACUGCCCACUGUGUCGCCACAUGAUCCUUCAGACUAUGGAUGUCUAUCUUUAAACGACUGUUUCUUUAACAUAACGAUGAAUCUCAGGUUAACGAUGCACGGCUAGUUUCCUGUCGUAAGCUGCGUUAGUCAGUAAGGCUGUGUGAAUAUGUUGUCCAUUCCACUGUGCUGAAUCUUUUGCUAGAGUCAAUUGUAAAUACACAUGAACAUUCCCUUUUAUACACAUACAUAUGGUGAGGCUUGUAGCUAUCGCACAGCCCUUUUUGUAUGCGUUUUUCCCUCUCUAGGAUUUAGCUUUUGUAUUGAUGCACACUAAAGUUUUAUACUGGAGUGCUGAAAACUUGAUUGUAAGUUUUACUCGGAGUAAGAACUGAAAGAUGAGCUUAUUUAAUUUUACUGCAAUCCGAAACAGUGUAUGCACUAUUCAUUGGCCUAAAUCUGAGCUCUCAUUAGGCACAUAUUUGUGACGCUGCCAUAUAAUGUGAAUAGCUUGUUUUUGCUUGACCACUCGAAUCACCAGAUUUCUUUCUACAAAUUUCAUUUGUUAAAAUGGUUUAUCGAUUUGCUCCGAGUACCCGUUCAGCACAUCAUGUUUUACUAUUCCUGGAAGCCAUUUUUGUUUUAAAGGGUCUUGUGUUAAAAAUAGUUAAUACCCAAGCUUUCUGUUAAUCCACUUUAGAUAUCGAUGUUUCGGUUUAGUGUGUUCGUUUUGUGUCCUUGGAUAAAUAUUAUCGAUUUGUGCAAUAUGAAACUUAAACAUCAAAAAUCCAAAAUCUUUCAUGUUAUUCUGUUAUAAAGGAUCAUAUUAAAGAACCACAUUCCAGGAA
This is a messenger RNA of Clarias gariepinus (North African catfish), 2625 nucleotides long. It is a transcript of the gene rnf26, whose product is annotated as ring finger protein 26. NCBI's taxonomy places the organism in Eukaryota, Metazoa, Chordata, Actinopteri, Siluriformes, Clariidae. Gene Ontology annotation, molecular function: ubiquitin protein ligase activity. Gene Ontology annotation, biological process: protein ubiquitination; ubiquitin-dependent protein catabolic process. The transcript has 2 exons. The coding region runs from base 511 to 1851 and encodes 446 amino acids. The record is from RefSeq and is a predicted model, not a curated record.